This is a messenger RNA of Drosophila yakuba, 1455 nucleotides long. RefSeq names its product COMM domain-containing protein 3. Bases 95 to 730 code for a protein of 211 amino acids. The record is from RefSeq and is a predicted model, not a curated record. Lineage: Eukaryota; Metazoa; Arthropoda; Insecta; Diptera; Drosophilidae. The transcript has 2 exons. Gene Ontology annotation, biological process: sodium ion transport.
GUGCUGUUAGGCGCAUUUCUUGUUUACAACCGGUUCAAUUUAAUAAAUAUAGCUUUUGUUUUAAUAAAUCGCCAAGGGAUUUAAACAAUCACACAUGGAUGCGUCGCCAGGAAAAUCUUCCGCCCUGAAUACAGACACCGAGGAAACUGGACUGAUUUCUCCGACUGUGGUGGCCGGCUUAAAGAACCUGGGUGCCAUCAUUUCGCUGCCACUCACCAAACUGCUCAUUGCAAAUUCCUUGAAAUUAACGCUCCAUCCAGAUGCAACCAUUGCUCCCGUGCCCGAGCUCUAUGCCAGCAAUGCCGCCUGCGCCAAACAGAGCGAGUACGCAGUGGUCACCCUCUACGCCCUGGCCACCAAGCACGGCUGGGAUGGUCAUCAACUGCGCCAGCAGCUGGAGCAACUUAACGUGGACCAAGCCGCCGUGGACGAGCUAAGUCGUGUUUACGAGGACAGCCGCAAGGAUUUGAUUCUCCGCCAACUGCAGAUAGGCCAUAGCUUUCCGCACAUUACGGACAUCCAGUGGCGCAUCGUGUGCGACGUCAAGUCGUCCACCUCGGACUGCAGCACGGGCGUGGCCAGCUUCCACAUCAAUCUGGGCAACUUCCGGCAAAGCAGCGGCGAACGGGUGACCAUCGUUGAGUUUGUCUGCAACGCCGAGGAGCUGCAGUCACUGAUUAAUCGUCUAAAGGAGAUCGAGCGGCACUGCCAGCAGAUGGCCGUGGUCUAGGGAAACAAACUCUUAACAUUCUUAUCGAUUAUAUUUCGCAGCAUAUAUAACACAAGCUUUGUCGGCUAUAUACAGUGUCGGAACAGAAAACCUAAACAGUUAACACAGUCAUCAUCACUAAAAAGGCUACGACUUCAUUAUUGGACUCUAAACUCCAAUGGCAUUCACUUUGGCGACCAUCCGCUGCCAUUUGCGUCAUUGGGCCACCUUGUGCGGCGGCGGCACCAGCAGCUCCACCAGCUGGUCAUAGUGAUUCGGCGCUGUGCAGUAGAUGGUGCCCGAGAAGCGGGUGCUGUCGUUCUCCUCAGCUGCAAUCACUGUGCAAUGGUUCUGUUGCGACAGCCGCAUGUUUAGACCACGGAAGCGGUGGUCCUGCUUGUAUAGAUAGGCGCCGUCCCGCGGCAUAAAGUACGGCCGGCCGCUAAACGGAUUCAGGAAGUCCGCCCAGUAGCCCAGCGAUAGCAGGCGAUCGCACAUGUCCCGCGCUGCCAGCACAAACUGCAAAUGGAGUUGUCAUUAGUUAUGUAUAUGGUGUCUUUUAGGUGUACUUUUGUGUAGAUAAUAGGCGAAUUCUAACCACUAAGUUUUCUGUUUUCUGAUUCUCAUAUUCUCGCAUGCAAUAUUUUAUACGAAAUUGUCAAAGCUCCUAGGAUUUCUACCUAAAUCUAAGUUAUUAGGUUCCUUGAACAGUGCUAUAAAUACAGCUAAUUAUAUUACUUAAGAAA